AUGGUACGUCAACCAAAAACUAAUCUAGAAAUUAAUGAAGGCAAUUCUCAGUCUCUUAAUCUUAAUCCAUCAGGAUCCGGUAAAGAUGAUAAGAAUAAAGAUGAAAAGGAUAAAGAUAAAAAGAAAAAAUGGGAACCACCACUUCCUACACGUGUUGGCAAGAGAAAGAGAAGAGGGCUUGAUGCCAUUUCAAAACUACCAGCUGUAUUUCCUACAACGAGAUGUCAUCUCAAAUUGUUGAAGAUGGAACGUAUAAAAGAUUAUUUAUUGAUGGAAGAAGAAUUUGUCCAAAACCAAGAAAGAUUAAAACCGCAAGAAGAAAAGGCACAAGAAGAAAGGAUAAGGGUUGAUGAUUUGCGUGGAUCACCAAUGGGAGUUGGUACAUUGGAAGAAAUCAUAGAUGAUGAUCAUGCAAUAGUCUCCUCUUCUACAGGUCCAGAGUAUUAUGUCAACAUAUUAUCAUUUGUUGAUAAAGAUUCAUUAGAACCGGGUUGUUCGAUUCUUUUGCAUCACAGGGCCAUGUCUGUUGUUGGAGUUCUUCAGGAUGAUACAGAUCCAAUGGUCAGUGUGAUGAAACUUGAAAAAGCACCCACUGAGUCAUAUGCUGAUAUUGGUGGGUUAGAGCAACAAAUCCAAGAGAUUAAGGAAUCAGUAGAAUUGCCCUUAACGCAUCCGGAAUUAUACGAAGAAAUGGGAAUAAAACCUCCAAAAGGAGUUAUUUUAUAUGGAGUUCCAGGAACCGGCAAAACACUUUUAGCAAAAGCUGUAGCAAAUCAAACAUCAGCUACAUUCUUACGUGUUGUUGGGUCAGAGUUGAUUCAGAAGUAUCUCGGAGAUGGACCUAAACUUGUGCGCGAAUUGUUUCGUGUUGCAGAAGAACAUGCGCCGUCAAUAGUUUUUAUUGACGAGAUAGAUGCUAUUGGAACAAAACGAGAAAUUCAAAGAACUAUGUUGGAAUUAUUAAAUCAAUUGGAUGGGUUUGAUUCUAGAGGAGAUGUUAAGGUCGUCAUGGCAACAAAUCGUAUAGAAUCACUUGAUCCUGCUUUGAUUCGUCCAGGACGUAUUGAUC
Entrophospora sp. SA101 is the source of this 1069-nucleotide messenger RNA. Lineage: Eukaryota; Fungi; Glomeromycota; Glomeromycetes; Entrophosporales; Entrophosporaceae. The record is from the annotation of a GenBank genome assembly.